ACGCUGAUCAUUGAUAAGCUAUCUGAAUAGAGUCAUCGCAUGUGGACUCUUUGCUUUAUCUAUUCUUGUUCACCUGCCAUUGAUCUCGACUGAGGUCACACACACACACUUACUCUACUCGAGCAAUCUUCCUACAAAAAUCAUCUCACCCACUCAUUAUCCACCCAUCCGGAAUCUUCAAACAAACCUCCCACAAACAAACCAAAUACACCACCACCACCACCCACAAACAGCGCCAUACACAACAAACCCACCAUGUCCGCGUCAACACCAACCCCCCAUUCCUCCGAACCACAACCCCAAAGCCAACCGCCACAAGAACAACAACAACCCCAACAACAAGAAGACCCAGACCCCCUCCCCGCUCACCUAAACCCAUCCACCUACCCCCGCACAACGCACAACCCCACCCUAAACACACACAUCACGCUCACCUACGACCCGCUCGACGCCACCGCCGCCCUGCAGCUGGUCUCCUCGCCGCAAGCCGGCGCCAAUGUCCUCUUCCUCGGCACCACGCGGGACACCUUCGGGGCGCGCGCCGUCGCGCAGCUCAGCUACACAGCGUACCCGCCGCUCGCGCUGAAGACGCUCUCCCAGAUCGCCGAGGCGGCGGUGCACGCCCACUGCCUGCUGGGGGUGGCGAUCGCGCACCGGCUGGGCGACGUGCCCAUCGGGGAGAGCAGCAUCGCCAUCGCGGUGAGCGCGGGCCACCGCGGCGCGGCGUGGCGGGCCGGCGAGGAGGUGCUGGAGCGGUGCAAGGAGCGGACUGAGAUCUGGAAGCGCGAGGUGUUUGUCGAUGGGGGCGGGGAGUGGCGCGAGAAUCGGGAGAGGGAUCGCGAGGGGGCGUUGGUGGGGUAGUUCCCUUGGGGUUUAUCCGGGAGAAGGAGGAUUUGCAUAGCUGGGUUUGGAGGGGGUAAGUUUUAAGGGCGUUGGAGGGGUGUAUAUACUUGAACUGGGUGCGGGAGGAUUGUCCAUGUGUAACUCUAGAUAUUCAUGGCGAGUUAUUG
Molecule: messenger RNA, 1010 nt
Organism: Aspergillus fijiensis CBS 313.89
Lineage: Eukaryota; Fungi; Ascomycota; Eurotiomycetes; Eurotiales; Aspergillaceae
Product: molybdopterin synthase catalytic subunit
Exons: 1
Coding region: 256-861 (201 amino acids)
Biological process (GO): Mo-molybdopterin cofactor biosynthetic process
Cellular component (GO): cytosol
Molecular function (GO): molybdopterin synthase activity
Source: RefSeq, a predicted model, not a curated record